AUGGCUCGCCCACAAAGCACUGCUUCUAGACAAUCGCGUCAGCAUACUGAUCAAGCAUCCCCUCAGGCUAGAAAUACCACAGUCACCAGAACACACAGCACACGGAUCCGGAGGCCAUCUGUUAGACGCCAGCAUCAGCAUAAUCGACAUAAUCUAUCGGAAGAAGAUCGUUUUCUGGAACUAAGACGAUCCGCUCGUAUAGCCAGACAACAACAAGACCAACUACGGGAAGCUCAGGCUCAAGACCAAUUACGAGCUCAACCUCAAGAACAACAUCAACAAGCUACAAUGGCAGACGUUGCACGCCGCACUUACGCUCGCAAUGACCACGGUCCUCGCAGUGUCGAACAUCGCCGAAGUUCCACUCGCACCGACACGACAUCCACUCACUCCCGCCAACAACCCUCCACCUCAUCCCCAUACACUUUAACCAUCACCUCCGCACCUCCCGCCUCUAUAUCCCCAUCCACUCCCUUCUCCACCCGCAUCCUAAUAACCACCCCCGGCGCCGCACACCCCAAAACCUCCCUCGCCGUAAUCUCUCUAACCUCUACAACCGGCACACCCCUCCCCGCCGGCCACCUCCUCACCUCUUCUCCCACCGCAAAACUCAUGGAUUCAGUGGGUGAACCCCUACGCUCCGAUCUCAGUGCUUUGGGAAGGGGAAACAGAGCAGAAGUGGUGGGAGCAGCAGGCUUUGAAGGCUUGUGUGUUAGAGAACAGGGAGAGUAUCGUGUGAGGGUUACGAUUGCGAGGAUGGAGGGGGAUGGCUGGGAGGCUGUUGCUGAGGUUGACAGUGCGGUGUUUAGGGUGCUUGGGAGAGGUGUUAAUGGGGUUAAGUGUUGA
Messenger RNA from Aureobasidium musti, 846 nucleotides. The record is from the annotation of a GenBank genome assembly. NCBI's taxonomy places the organism in Eukaryota, Fungi, Ascomycota, Dothideomycetes, Dothideales, Saccotheciaceae.